Molecule: messenger RNA, 935 nt
Organism: Mizuhopecten yessoensis (Yesso scallop)
Lineage: Eukaryota; Metazoa; Mollusca; Bivalvia; Pectinida; Pectinidae
Exons: 3
Coding region: 18-470 (150 amino acids)
Source: RefSeq, a predicted model, not a curated record
UCGUGUUCGGAAGACCAAUGUCUAUCAGUAUCUAUUUGUGUAGUGUAACCAAUCUGCUGUUUGGGAUUUCAGGUGGAUUGACGAUUGGCACGACUGUAUCUGCCGAGCUGACAAUCGACCCCGCUGUAAGUGCCGAACUCUUGCGAUGUUGGACAUGUAACCAGACCGAUCACUGCCGUGACAUGUACGACCUAACGGGAGUGACCACCACGAUCUGUCGACUGGACCAGGCGUUCUGUGCAGUAAUAAAGAACGAAACAGUAACCGGUGACGUCACAUAUGGUCGUAGAUGUCAGGAAGACUGCCGUCCGGACUGUCGCCGUAUCAAGGACAGCUAUGAGAGGAUACAGUGUUUCUCGUGUUGCUCAAACUCUUUGUGUAAUUCUGAGAGAGGGUCGGCAUCCUCCACAGAAAGUUCAACCACUGUACAGCUGCUGAUAAGUGUAUUUCUUAUAUUUCAUUUUAUAUAAGUGUACUUAGACUCAAUCGAGUUAUAUCUCGAAGUGGAUUCCGAGUUUAGAGGAAGAGAAAUCAGUGUAUCGAUGUUUACUUAUUAUAAUUAUCAUGUGUUAACAACAAUGGCAGAAAAAAACCCACAAAUAGUACUUACUGAAUAUUUCAUAUUCACAACGAAACUUUACAUACAAAAAUAAAAGAUAUGUCAGAAUUAGACAUGGUCAUUAGUAUAUACAUGUAUGUUAUGGUUUUUAGGUUGUAUAUGUGAGGUAUGUGAAGGAUAACAAUUGCACGGGCACAAUGUCAUUAACUCGACACAGCAUGAUUCAUUCGACAAAAAAGCUUUUCAAUUCAGUGUACAUCUAACUUGACGUUCAAAGCAAUGUAUUUGGAGUUUUCCUUUCAUUUUGAUCGAAGGUUAUAAUUGUCAUGAAAUUUAAAACGUCUGAUGCCCUGUCAUUCUUCUAAUAUUAGAUUAU